AAAAUUGCAGCUUAAUAGUUAGAUUCACUUGACCUAGGGUUUUUGAAGGCCUGAGUCAUUCUUUUAAUAUCAAGACACUAGUACAGGGAGCUCACUGGCGAAUUGUACACUGCAUCAGUACGCAUUUCAAAUCUAUGCGUUCCUCAGUCUUGAAGGAUCUUCUAGGAAAACUAAAGGGGGUCGAUUAUGUUAUUCUAGAGUCUGUUGCAUUUGAAAAAUUUAGUUCAUGUCUGUUGUGUUCUGGCGUAAAAAACGUAUUCCCUAUUUAUGACGUCACUGAGGAACUAGUCAACAAAACCUUCAUUUUCAUCGUAUCCUCUCCAUUUACAAAUUCGCUCCUUGAACAGAUUACCUCUGUUGUGUGUGAAAAUGGAAAGCGUUCAGGUUCUCUUAUAUUGUCCACUGUAGAAGCUACUGGGAAUUGUGACCUUUUCAAGUUACCUCAUGUGAACGAAUAUCCGGAGUAUGAUGUGCAGUAUUUGUCUAAAGACAACAAACUGCUUACUUGCAAAAUAGAGUUCGUUUUUAGUACUCCACGAGAUGCUUUCAGAAAUUUGUAUGUCCUUCCAAAAUCGCACGCUUUACUUCCCGCAGGGUUUAGAAAAUCACUGUCCUGCGUUUUAUGAAAUCAACAGCAUCUUCUGGUCUUUGAAGAUUGUCGAAGAAGUUUAUUCAUUUGGACAGACUAGUAGUAAAGUUGCUGCACUGUUUGCUGAUUUUCCUGCUGCAGUAAACAGAAAAAAAUCUCUUCAUGAUAGUGCUGAAAAAUGCACAGCUUCAGUUAUUUUCAUUGAUGAAUCAAUUAUUUGUGACCCGAUUGCAUGUUUAGAGCCGUAUACAAGAUCAAAUCAUUUAUUAGAUACCAUUUUCGCUGAAUUAUCUCCUGACGGUCACCAAAUCAAUGUAUCGUGGGAACACUUAUCCAAGUGCCCAUCUGAAAAUAAAAGCCACGGGAAAAUUUUAUCACAUGACCUGUGUACGGAUUUAUUGCAGUCAAUGGAUGUAUCUGUAAAUCCCUUACUUGAUGAUUAUUUCAUGUUGAAAGAGCAUGCAUCACUCUCUAAAAUCCAACAAAACUUACUAAAUAUCUCUGAGUUGAUACACUAUGAGUUACCUGAAUUAUCUGAACCACCAAGAACCAAGGCAAAAUGGGCUGAUCUGUUACGAAAUCAAAUUAAGGAAUUAUUCAUACCAAUUUGUAAAUCGGGUCGUUUCGACCUUCUAAAUCAUAUUCAGUUAACGUUAGCUGUAAUUAAUGCAUUCGAUUCAAUUACAAGUCGCAAUCGAUAUCAUCAUAAUGUUCACGAUGAUAUGAUUAGUUUGGAGAAGUUAUUGGUGAAGUUUGAACGUUCUUUAUUGGUUGCCAGUCAGGCUGAUGCUAAACUUAUUCAACAACUUCAUAAACCAACACAUUGUGAGCCGAUUCUAUUAAAUGCUUACAAAGAAGCCAUAAAAUUACCAAGUCUUGAUGAGAUGUUUCUCUUCGUAAUACACACAAUAAGCUUAGUACCUAUUCAUUCACCUCUCUCAGAAUCAAUUUGGUCAGCUAUUCGAGAACUUUUUACAGUUGGCCGAUCAAAAACUGCUGAAACUUCUUUGCAUCAAAGAGUUCCAGGUGGUUUAAUUCCUCAAUGCUUAUCACUAAAUAAUCUUGUUCAAAAUAUAAAAUCAUUCCGUCAGAAACGAGCUCAAUUGCCUAGUUAUAACAACUUAGUAGGUGUAUCACAAGCUCGAUAUCAACCGUCGUUAGUACAAAUGAUGAAAGAUUUGGUAUUAGCCCGGGAAAAUCCUUCGGAAGCCAGUCCUGCAUUAAACGGGAUAGUUCGUAAGCCGUGCACAUCUUUAUCGAGCAAUUGGUUCGGAGAAUUAAGUCGAUUCAUUCGCAUUCCCGGUGGUAGCGGAAGCGUCGGGGAAAAUGAAAAAUGUUCUUUGUACAAAUCUGAUUAUAUUAUUCUUGUACCAUUGGGUAUUGGUAGUUUACCUAUUGGAUUAUGUCGUGAACUAUUUGAAGUUAUUACACCAUCUCACUCAAUGGUAAAUAAUAAGCCCUCUUCAAUGUUCAAACUAAAAAUCAUUACCAGUGGCUUCAGUGGUGGCCAAGGCGGAUUAUCAAGUCUUCUACCCAUGGAUAUGUAAUAAUACUAAGUAUUAGUAUUAUACAUUUUCAACUGGUCAUUAUUUCUUUGGCACACCUACCUACUAUUUUAGUUGGAGGCAGGUUUCCUCUGGGUGUGCACACUUUUUACUUUGCCUCAAAUAUGUCUGUAUUUUUUUAAUCUGUCGAUCUUUUGAAUAAUUUGUUCUUUUAUGUAUACGAUUGAUUUACAAAAGAAGGGACAAUGAUAAUAAUAUUAAUAUACCUUUUUUAUUUGUCUUUUAUUUUGCUAAUGAGAAUAAUUAAAACUACAAUAUU
Messenger RNA from Schistosoma bovis, 2413 nucleotides. NCBI's taxonomy places the organism in Eukaryota, Metazoa, Platyhelminthes, Trematoda, Strigeidida, Schistosomatidae. The record is from the annotation of a GenBank genome assembly.